UUUUAUAUUAAUGUAUGAACAAAAUUGCAGAGCCAACCACUUCUAGCUACGUCUCCAUUCAGAGUUGCUGUUCCUGUUCCUUGUUUUCACAAACUCAUAAUUCAUUAUUCCACACAUACAAAUACAAUAGUAAGAAUCCUUAUAACUGUUUCCCCUCGUUUUUCAUCUCAUGGGUGUGUUCAAGUUUUCAUCUUUCACCGGAUAAGCAUGAAAAAAAUAACCAUGCUUAAGUCAAAACUUAUGUAUUCUUCAAGAUUCAUUACUUUGGACUGCAAAAUGACAUUCACUUGAUCCCUCACAAGGCUUCACCAGCAAAAUUGAAUGGCAACCUCAAUUUGCUUUGUUCUUCUAUCCCUUCUGUUCCUUUCAACAUCCACAAGGGGUGAUCUCCAACACCAUGAAGAGGGUUUCAUCUCUCUGGUCAUAUCUGAUAAGGGCCUUGAUUUUGCCAAGGAUUUUCUGAUACAAAAAGCUGUUGCCUCUAUUGUUGUGUCUCAACUGCCAGAGAUUGAGAAAACUGUGCAAGUCCCUCUUGUUGGGAAAGCCAAAGUGGUUCUUUCUGACAUCACAAUCAAUGAUAUCAAAGUUAAUUCUUCGGUGGUUAAAACAGGAGAGGCAGGCAUUGUUCUUGUUGUUUCUGGUGCCACUGCCGACUUAAGUUUGAAGUGGAGGUACUCUGUUAGCAGUUGGUUAGUCCCUAUUGGAAUUUCGGACAGUGGAACUGCCACUGUGAAGGUUAAUGAUUUGCAAGUGGGACUUACUGUAAAUUUAAGGAACCAAAAAGGAACUCUUAAGUUGAUUCUCCUGGAUUAUGGAUGUCAAGUUGGAGAUUUAUCUAUAAAGUUGCACGGUGGAGCAGCUUGGCUUUAUCAAGUGCUAGUAGAUGCUUUUGCAGGAAAUAUAGCGUCUGCAGUUGAAGAGGCAAUCUCUAAGAAAAUAAAUGAGGGGAUAUCAACUCUUGACUAUUUAUUGCAAUCUCUUCCAAAGACAAUCGCAUUAGACAAAACUGCUGCUCUAAAUAUUUCUUUUGUGGACAAUCCCGUGCUGAGUGAUUCUGCUAUUGAAUUAGAAAUCAAUGGUUUAUUCACAGGGAGAAAUGAUGUUUUGGUACCUCAAGGUUACCACAGAGGAUCAGACAUUUCUGUUUCUGGUGGCGACCAUUCACCAAAGAUGAUAACGAUUUCAUUACAUGAAAAUGUUUUCAAAUCUGGUUCCUUGGUUUACUUCACUGCGGAUAGUAUGAAAUGGAUUGUUGAUGAACUACCUGAUCAAGAUCUUUUGAACACUGCUGAAUGGAGAUUCCUUAUUCCUCAAUUAUACAAGCAAUAUCCAAAUGAUGACAUGAAUCUUAAUAUUUCCAUAUCUUCUCCACCGGAUAUACAAGUGACAAAAAAAGAUGUUGGUGUCAACAUUAUAAUAGAUAUAAUAAUUGAUGUUCUAGAAGCUGGUGAAGUCAUACCUGUUGCAUGCAUCUCCGUGGAUAUUAGUGCCUCUUGUGCUGUGGAGAUCGUAGGAAACAACCUUGCUGGUCGGCUUAAAUUGAGAAAAUUUUCCACGUACUUGAAAUGGAGUAAAAUAGGGAAGCUGCACUUGAAUCUGAUUCAGUCAGUGACAUCAACUAUCCUCAAAACCGUCCUCAUACCAUACCUGAACUCGCAGUUAAUGAGGGGAAUUCCGCUGCCAAUUCUGAAUGAUUUUGCCCUUGAGAAUGCUCGUAUAUUGUAUGCUCCUCCAUGGAUUACCGUGUGUAGUGAUGUUUCCUUCUUAGGAGACUAUUAUCUCAAACACCAAUAGCUACCAGCUUAUGUAUCAUAAACAUGUUCUCAUAGAUCUGUCUGAUUGGUGUACUAAGUGGGAAUAAGGUAAUGAGCAACUUGUCAAGAUGGCUGUGAUGAGUGAAUGACGUGAACAUGCAUAGAAAUUCCAUUCCUCAGCUUCUUAUAUGCAUUCCAUCAUCGGUGUAGCUCUGGAUUUUCCCUUUUGUAGAUCAUGCAAUGCUGUACUGAAGAUUACUUGAAAAAACUGGCAACACCAACAGUCAAGUGUCCUUGUUGGAUUUGGAAUCCUGCACGCUCUUUAUUUGAAUCAGGGGUUGGCAUUUUUAUCUGUAAAUUUGUGACAAUAAUAUUUACUUUUGUUUGGCUACAUAGAUUAAUAUUUUUGUUUCUCAUGUAUUAAUAAAUAGGGGUGUUUGGAAGUUCCGAUAAACCAAUAAAAUCCAUUAUUUGAACCAAAUUAA
Cajanus cajan (pigeon pea) is the source of this 2239-nucleotide messenger RNA. RefSeq names its product putative BPI/LBP family protein At1g04970. Gene Ontology annotation, molecular function: lipid binding. The record is from RefSeq and is a predicted model, not a curated record. Lineage: Eukaryota; Viridiplantae; Streptophyta; Magnoliopsida; Fabales; Fabaceae.